Messenger RNA from Talpa occidentalis (Iberian mole), 966 nucleotides. RefSeq names its product olfactory receptor 1052-like. The coding region runs from base 1 to 966 and encodes 321 amino acids. Gene Ontology annotation, molecular function: odorant binding; olfactory receptor activity; G protein-coupled receptor activity. Lineage: Eukaryota; Metazoa; Chordata; Mammalia; Eulipotyphla; Talpidae. Gene Ontology annotation, cellular component: membrane. The transcript has a single exon. The record is from RefSeq and is a predicted model, not a curated record. Gene Ontology annotation, biological process: G protein-coupled receptor signaling pathway; sensory perception of smell.
AUGGCAGAAGGUAAUUUCACACUGGUUACUGAGUUUGUCCUUUUGGGACUUACAGACAGUGCUGAACUGAAAGUGGUCCUCUUCCUGCUAUUCCUGCUGAUCUAUGCUGUUUCCUUGGUGGGAAAUCUAGGAAUGCUCUUUCUGAUCCAAAUAACCUCCAAACUCCAAACCCCCAUGUAUCACUUCCUUAGCUGUCUAUCCUUUGUUGAUGCCUGCUACUCCUCAGUCUUUGCACCCAAAAUGCUGCUGAACUUCUUUGUUGCACGGGAGACAAUCUCUUUCUCUGCGUGCAUCGUGCAGUAUUUCUUUUUUGUCUCACUUCUUACUACCGAGGGCUUCUUGCUGGCAGCAAUGGCUUAUGACCGCUAUAUGGCCAUUGCCAACCCUUUACUUUAUACUAUAGCUAUGACUAAAAUAGUGUGCUUUGUCCUGGUCGCUGGAUCGUGUGUAGGAGGCGUAAUCAACUCACUGACCCACACAAUUUGUUUGCUGAAACUGUCUUUCUGUGGCCCGAAUGUCAUCAGUCAUUUCUUCUGUGACCUUCCCCCGCUGCUGAAGCUGUCAUGUUCUGACACAUCCAUGAAUGAGCUGCUGCUGUUGAUCUUCUCCGGCGUUAUUGCCAUGCUCACCUUCCUGAUAGUGAUGGUCUCCUACGUCUUCAUCAUCGCCGCUAUCCUGAGGAUCCGCUCCUCAGCGGGGAGACACAAAGCCUUCUCUACCUGUGCUUCCCACCUGACAGCAGUGACUUUAUUCUAUGACUCUAUCAGCUUUAGUUAUAUUCAGCCAAGCUCCCAGUAUUCUCUAGAACAAGAGAAGGUGGUAUCUGUGUUUUAUACCCUGGUGAUUCCAAUGUUAAACCCGUUGAUUUACAGCUUAAGGAACAAGGAAGUGAAGGAUGCAGUGAAGAAGGCUUUAGAAAUGAAAUAUUUUUCUUGUUGCGUUCAUAAUAGAUGGGCCCCAAAAUAG